Messenger RNA from Gigantopelta aegis, 1791 nucleotides. RefSeq names its product testis-expressed protein 47-like. The record is from RefSeq and is a predicted model, not a curated record. Lineage: Eukaryota; Metazoa; Mollusca; Gastropoda; Neomphalida; Peltospiridae. The transcript has 8 exons. The coding region runs from base 29 to 772 and encodes 247 amino acids.
UCUCAUCUGUAGUCUGCUUUUUUCCCAGAUGGCGUCCGAAGAGGCAAUAAAAGAUUUAUUUUUUGACUUUAAUCGACAAUCUCUGUUCGAGGUAACUGGAGACAGAAACAGAACGUUAAACAAGAGAAAUCAACUUCACCGACUUGUUUACAUUGCCAGGCUUCGUGAUGACAAUUUUGACAGAGCCGAAGUUGCCGAUUAUUAUGAAAAACACAUCAAGAAGUUGCAGGAGGAUUUUCAGAGUGAACAGAUCACAGGACUGAUGCUUACAUACCUGAAAUACAUUGUCCAUGCAGUUGAGUCAUCUUCUGAGACAAUUCUGAAUAUGGUGAAGUUUGUACAUCAGGGUGUAACCAGCGAGCAUGGCUAUGAAUCACUAGCCAAGAUUUUGAUCCUCUCGCAUGACAUUCCCAGUCGGAUAUUUCAACAGUGGGGUUCUCGCAUUAUUGAUGUGGAGGAGCAUCACACGGAGCCAUAUGAUCCACCAGGAUCAACGGAAGAUGUUAUAUCAGAUGUGCUCAGACAGCUACAUAAAAUGGGCAACGUCAUGGCAACAAAGCCAAAGCCAUCUUUGAGAAGUGUCAUUGAUUUAAUGCAAAAAAUUCCAGAACAUCUUCCACAACAAGCUGCUAUCAAUUACCUGUUGGAACAAGAUGACCCCUGUAUGAUUUUACCACAAGAGUACAUUGAUAUAUAUGAAAAGGAAUUCGAUGUCACUUUAGAAGGAGACCUGUUGUGGCCAGAAGACACAAAACUGUUUCCAUACUACUGAGAGGAUGUUGACAAACAAACCUUUUCGGCAGUAGACUUGACAAUUUUAACAUGGCAGAACAAUUGUUUAUUUCUCCACCCAUUCAUUCAUUGAUUCAUCCAUCCAUCUAUCCCUCCCUCCCUCCAUCCAUCCUUCCAUCCAUCCAUCCAUCCAUCUAUCUAUCUGCAUUGCUAUUUUUCUCGUGAUUCUGUUAUCAUUUAAUUUCAUAAUGCUCUAAAAUAUGCUGUCUCAGAGGACCUCUUUUUUUCACACACAAACCGAACCGUCACCCCAUGCUUCUUAUUUCCAGCAGGCCAUAUUGUUGUUGUUGUUGUUUUAGAAGGACAUAUUUCUUUUAGACUGCUGUUUCAAAUAACAAUAAUAAAGGCACGACAUAUUUUACUUCCUAUGUCGAGCUCGGUAAUAAUGUAAUUCUUUAUAUAUAGAUCACUUGCAGUAUUUGGGUGGUGAUAUUGGAUGCAGUUUUAUUUAUUUCAAACUGAAAUAGUUGUUCAUUAUUUUCUCACAGCUAAUGUUAAAAAGAAGAACUAAAAUACUGAAUUUAUUAUUACAAUCUUGGCAAUGAUUAUUCAUGGCAAUGGGCAAAACCAUGGAGACUGCCGCAGUGUUUUCAUAUUUCCGUGGAGACUUAAUUUUCCAUAGCAUUUUGUUUUUGCCAUGACCAUUUUCUUAAUGGUCAGGUUUGUUACUGACCAUUUAUGUAUAUCUUCUAGAGUAAAAAUGCUAAAUGUAUGUAUAGGACUCUUUACCUGACACUGCUAUUAUUACUACAACGACGCACCAUAUGAUAAGACUGGCUAUUUCUUAGUAGGAGGAAUAAGGAAGGAAAUGUUUUAUUUAACGACGCACUCAACACAUUUUAUUUACGGUUAUAUGGCGUCAGGAGGAAUAAGGUGUAUUGUUCCUUAAAUGAAACCCAACACCAUUACAUUGUUAAUAAACCUGUAUAUUCUCUCUCACGUUGUGUAUGGUCUACUGCCUGAAUGCAAACAAACUUAGUAUGAUGCUAUAAUUUAAAC